CGCCCGCUGACAGAGAGAUACAGCCAUCUCAUCCCGUUUUCCUUUCACCCAAGAGAUAGACCGCAUAAACAUUGCCGGCAAGACUUUCUUGGUUCUUCAUUGUUUGUUGCUCCGUCACUUCUCAUUGGCGCCUCCUCCCCCCUUUUGCCCCCUUUGCCCACGUCGUUUUCCUGCUGCUGCAAAAAAUAGAGACACGCAUCUCGCACUCGGCACAACAGCUCGUGCUCCUCCUCCUUUUGUCCCCCCCGCCGCCGCCGCCGCCGCCGCCGCCGCCCGAUACCUGACGCUACGCUGAGAGCGCCCCCGGUCCCCCGGCCCCUCGGAAGACAGCUGAUCACCGAUUACCAACAUGUCUGGAUCUGACUCUGUCGCUGCUGGUCUCGUCCAAGCCACGUCACCCGUCGAUGGCGUCAAGCUCAUCGCCUUGAACCGCCCCGGCAAGCGGAACGCGCUGUCCGGUCAGCUUAUCGCCGAGUUCCUCGGCGCGCUGUCCGCGGCAUCGACCGACCCGGGCGUCAGGGCCAUCGUCAUCACCGGCAACGGACCCUUCUUCUGCGCGGGCGCGGAUCUCAACGACAUUGCGGCCCUCGAUUCGGCAGGUGCCCGAUCGUGUCGCUACCUUGAGGAUCUCUGUUCCGGCGUGGCAGCCGUGCGCAAGCCCGUGGUUGCAGCUGUCAAUGGCCCAGCGCUUGGUGGCGGCUUCGAACUUGCGCUCAUGUGCGACCUGAUUGUGGCGGCCAAGUCUGCCUACUUUGCCCUGCCCGAGACCCAGCGAGGCCUCAUUCCCGGUGCCGGCGGGACGCAGCGGCUCACGGCCGCCGUUGGCAAGUACCUGGCCAUGCGAACCAUCCUUCUCGGCAGGCCAAUUACGGCCGAUGAAGCGCUGUCGUGCGGGCUGCUGUGCGACCUCGUGGACGACGGCAACUUGCUCCAGCAGGCCAUCAACGUCGGCGCCGGCCUGGGGGAGCGCGGGCCGGAGGCGUUGCAGUUUGCUAAAGAAGCCAUAUGCAGAGCUGACGGCCUCUGCCGCGACGAUCUCUUUGAGAGGAACCUCUACUACGCGACGUUUGGAACCGAGGAGAAGCGCAGAGGGGUUGACGACUUUCUGGCGAAGCGGGACAAGUCGGGCGGCAGCCGGGCCCAGCCACCCGGAGCCCCCAACUAAGUUAGUCAGUAGCGUUCGCACUGGGCCUGCAGCAGGUCUGCUGCAUACAUGUAUGUAACUACACACAUACUAAGUUAGUAUGCAGUGGUCUGGUGGCGGCCAUGUUUGCGUUGUCCGAGUUGCAGCGCUGGUGCUGCUCGCCAAGGGGACGGGACGGCGCUACAGCUGCAUCACGCUACCGUUGAAGAAAUUCAGAUGCAGCAGUGCGGUUGAUCAGAGUUUAGGGCCGCGACCUACUUGAAGAGGGCACCAUCUCCGGUGGGGGGUGAGGGGGGUGAAGAAGCCC
Molecule: messenger RNA, 1451 nt
Organism: Purpureocillium takamizusanense
Lineage: Eukaryota; Fungi; Ascomycota; Sordariomycetes; Hypocreales; Ophiocordycipitaceae
Product: Enoyl-CoA hydratase
Exons: 6
Coding region: 350-1165 (271 amino acids)
Biological process (GO): fatty acid beta-oxidation
Cellular component (GO): mitochondrion
Molecular function (GO): enoyl-CoA hydratase activity
Source: RefSeq, a predicted model, not a curated record